AUGUCACAGCCUGAUGAUACUUCAGAGAUUACUCCACAGGCAGACCAGCCCCAAAAAAUUCAAUUCGCCGGUGUCGAAAAACCCGAGCGUCCGCACGCAAACGAACCGACACCACCACCUCCCUCCUCACAUACCGAAAAGCAAAAUGCUACUGACCGUGGUGGCAAGUCAAAACCUCUCGAUAUUGAUGAACACUUGUUUACACCAGAAGAAAUCGCCCUGCGAUAUAAGGUCGAAAUUAACGUCCAGAAACCUCAGUUGGGAGGAUUGUCAACUGCAGAGGCCGAAAAACGAUUAGCUGAACAGGGACCAAACGUCCUGACACCGCCAAAGAAGACCCAUCCAGUCAUCAAAUAUUUGGAGUGUUUGUUCACUUUGUUCAAUAUAUUGUUGAUUGUUGCUGCAAUUUUCCAAUAUAUUCUGUUAGCUAUCGAUUAUGAAGCUAAUAAGCCUAACAUAUACCUUGGAGCUAUCUUGAUCGCUGUUGCUUUCCUUAAUGCUUUCAUAGAGUUUUAUCAACUUCAAAAGUCUGCCGCAAUUCUUGAAUCCUUCUUGAACAUGAUUCCACAAAAGUGCUUUGCCGUACGUGAUGGGAAACUGGUCCAAAUACAGGCGGCAAAUAUUGUCUGCGGAGAUGUCGUAAUGGUAAAAAUGGGUGACAAAGUUCCUGCCGAUAUGAUGCUGUUUGCGACUACUGAUUUGAAAGUGGACAACUCCUCUCUGACCGGUGAAUCAGAACCACAAGAGCGAAUACCAACCAACACUCAUAAAAAUGCUCUGGAAGCUACGAAUCUUUGUUUCAACGGCACUCUUGUUGUCUCUGGAGAGGGUUAUGGUAUUGUCAUUCGUGCAGGCGAUCACACAGUACUGGGUCAAAUUGCCGGUUUGACUGCGGGAGAGAAGAAAAAUAAAUCCCCCUUGGCACGCGAAAUAGACGACUUUGUGAAAAUUAUUGCAACAAUUGCCAUAAUAACAGCUCUUGUCUUUUUCGGCGCCGGAAUGAAAGUCUAUCAUAAUCAGAUUUCUCCUACCCUCAAUUUUGCCAUGUCUGUAUUAGUGGCUUGGGUUCCACAGGGUUUACCGGCUACUGUCAUGGUGUUGCUGACAAUUGCUGCCAAACGCAUGGCUGCACAGAAUGUAUUAGUCAAGGAUCUUCAAGGAGUGGAAACGCUUGGCGCUAUAACUCUAUUGGCCACGGAUAAGACCGGCACUCUAACCCGAAGUCGAAUGACUGUGACUUACCUUUGGACUGCAUUGAAAUUGCACAAUACUUUCCGAAACCCUCAAAAUGACUCACCAUUUGAUGUGAAUGCCCCCGGUAUUCAAGAAAUUAUUUUGAAUUCUGCUCUAUGUUCGCGCGCAAAGUUUGAUCGAACGGAUGUGCCAUUUAACGAUCGAGAAAUUCUCGGUGAUGCAACAGAGACGGGACUUGUUCGCUUUGCCGGUCAAAAUAUACCAGACUACGAUAAAGUCGUUGCCAGCCAUCAGAAAGUUUUCGAAAUUCCGUUCAACUCUGAUACUAAAUGGGCGCUUACAAUCAACAAGAAACCGCAUGAAAAUGGCGAUCUAACCCUCUACAUAAAAGGCGCACCUGAACGCAUCCUACGACUUUGCUCCACUAUUUUAACUGAAGAUGGAGUGAUCCAGUUGACGGAUGAGCACAAACAGCAGUAUAACGAUACGUAUGAAUUCAUGGCGUCGAAAGGUCAUCGUGUUUUGGCAUUUGCACAACUGCAAUUGCCGCGCAGUCAAUAUCCGGCUGAUUACAAGUUCAAAAAAGAAGACAAGAAUUAUCCUAUGGACAAUUACUGUUUCCUUGGCUUGGUCUCUCUCGAGGAUCCUCCAAAACACGGUGUUCGUGAAGCUAUAGGACGUUGUCGAUCUGCGGGAAUUCGCGUUAUCAUGGUGACUGGUGACCAUCCGCUAACAGCUGAAGCAAUUGGACGUAAGAUCAAUCUCAUGUUGUCUGAUACGAAGGAAAUGGUGGCUAGGCGUAAGAAAAUACCAGUGGAGCAAGUUAGGGAAGAGGAAUACAGUGCAAUUGUAAUUCACGGAGAGCAAAUCGAUAGUCUAAGCGAUUACGAUUGGGACCUUAUAUUUUCUAAAAAUGAAAUAAUCUUUGCGCGUACAUCACCUCGACACAAACUUGAAAUAGUUAAACGUGCUCAGGCUAUGGGGCAUAUUGUAGGAGUUACUGGCGAUGGCGUCAACGAUUCACCUGCUCUCAAGAAAGCAGAUCUGGGGAUUGCAAUGAAUCAGUCUGGUUCAGAUGUAUCAAAGGAGGCAGCAGCUAUGAUUUUAUUGGAUGAUAAUUUUGCAUCUACGGUGAAGGGGAUCGAAGAAGGGCGUUUAAUCUUUAUCAACCUCAAGAAAUCCAUUCAGUAUACACUUUCUCAUUUAAUGCCUGAGAUUGCAUCUGCUCUUCUGUACGUUGUCGUUCCUCUUCCAUUACCGCUAUCAGCCAUUCUUAUUUUAGUCAUUGAUCUGGGAUAUGAAUUAUUCGCUGCUCUAUCUUUUGCUUGGGAUAAGCCGGAAAGUGAAGACGGAUUAAUGAGAUUGCCUCCUCGAAGGCCAGUUACGACAAAAACUACGGAAAAGAUUCGGAGUCGUGCUCUUAUGCGCAUACCAACUAUUACAGAUCCUGAGACAGGAUUACCAAAGGAUAUUUCCAGAAUGGACCGAAUUGCUUUACGUUUCAAGAAAUUGACGAGUAAACAGUGGUGGAAACAGAAAUUGGACAGAGGCGAGGGAGAAAUACUUGUAGAUGGAAACGUUUUAAGUUGGGCCUACCUGGAGAUUGGAAUAAUCGAAUCAAUUGGCGCGAUUCUUGCCUACCUGAUUGUCUUAAACCAUAAUGGCAUAUCACCUCAUGAUGCACGAGAUAUGCAAAAACAGGGUGUAUAUUUCGUUGAUGGGGCUCCUCCGUACAAAACAUCCAGUGGUAAAACUUUAUCUGCAGAUCAACAAAUAGAAGCCCUACGACAAGGACAAUCAAUAGUGUAUCUCGCAAUCAUGAUUCAACAAAUGUUUAAUCUUUUUGCCGUGAAAGCCAGAUUUAAUUUACCGUUUGGCAAAUAUAUGUUCUCGAAUCCGCGAAAUUUUGCCGGUGUCGCUGGUGGUGCAGCUUUGGCAAUGGCUAUCGUUUAUAUUCCUCCUGUCAACGUGGCAUUCCAAACGAGCUACAAGCUUAGUCCGCUUUACUGGCUAAUAGCUCUCGGAAUGGGAUGCGUAAUCAUCUUAUAUGCCUCUAUUCGUCUUUUAAUUCUUCGCCGAAGCCGACCCACAAAAUAUAAUGAUGAAAUUAGAGGUCUGAAUUUAGUUCCUACGAUAUAUUCUGAAACGUUUCACAAAUAG
Paraglomus occultum is the source of this 3354-nucleotide messenger RNA. The record is from the annotation of a GenBank genome assembly. NCBI's taxonomy places the organism in Eukaryota, Fungi, Glomeromycota, Glomeromycetes, Paraglomerales, Paraglomeraceae.